Molecule: messenger RNA, 1126 nt
Organism: Tigriopus californicus
Lineage: Eukaryota; Metazoa; Arthropoda; Copepoda; Harpacticoida; Harpacticidae
Product: transforming growth factor-beta-induced protein ig-h3-like
Exons: 2
Coding region: 116-1039 (307 amino acids)
Source: RefSeq, a predicted model, not a curated record
GGGCGGACUGUCUCCCCCUAUAGAUUGAACUGCUUCGGCUGGCCCCCCGGCCUACUUGUUAUAUAAGACGGAUAAUCAGAGAAAUUCAAGUCAUAAGGUAAAAUCAAUCGAAACCAUGAAGAUCGUCCUCACUUCCCUCUUGUGCUUUUCUUUGUCUCAGGUCAUCUCCGCGGCCAACAUUGUGGAGAUUGCCCAAGGAGAUGAGAGCCUCAGUACUCUGGUGGAACUCGUUCAAGCUGCUGGCCUCGUCGAGACCCUCUCAGGUGAGGGAACCUUCACAGUCUUCGCCCCUACCAAUGAAGCCUUCGAGAUGGUGCCUGCCGAGGCUUUGGAAGAGCUCAAGAGCGACCCUGAGAAGCUCAAGAUGAUCUUGCUGUACCACGUCCUUCCCAAGAAGGUGGUGGCCUCUGACCUCGAGAACGACCUCACCUUGGUCACCCAAGAGGGCACCAACUUGAGGGUGAACGUGUAUCUGAAGAGCGACUUCUACCCCGGAUUUGUCACCGUCAAUGGCGUUCGUCUGAGCAAGGCCAAUAUUGAGGCCGACAAUGGCGUCAUCCACGUGAUCUCCAAGCCUUUGCUGGAAAUUCCCUCCGGCAACAUCAUCGAUGUGCUGACCAACCACCCCGAUGGUAUCUUCUCCACUUUGUUGACGGCCUUGGAGAAGGCUGAGCUCACCGAGACUCUCUCCGGUGAGGACGCCUUCACCAUCUUUGCUCCCACGAAUGAGGCGUUCGAGAAGGUACCCGAAGAGAUGCUCACCGCUUUGCUCGAGGAUGUCGAGCAACUCAAGCAAGUCCUCCUGGGACAUGUCAUCCCCGGCACUCUCUUCCAAAAGGGAAUCUCCUGGAUGGUCCACCAAACCGCUCCCGGCACCAAGGAAACCGAGAUCCAAACCCAAGUGUUCAAGGGCGGCGUGGUCAAGGUGUCCAGCAUUGAAUCCUCGGCUCGCAUUGAAGACUACGACAUGAUUGCCAGCAAUGGUGUGAUCCACGCCAUCGACACUCCUCUGCACAUCGAUCUGUCAGCUCAAGAAUAAAUCUAACUUUACUGUACCUGAGAGCUUUAAAUCCAGCAAUAUCCUCAAUCUUCAUAGCAUACAGAAAUACACCAAUCUUAACCAGAA